Antrostomus carolinensis (chuck-will's-widow) is the source of this 1281-nucleotide messenger RNA. RefSeq names its product fibrous sheath interacting protein 1 (gene FSIP1). NCBI's taxonomy places the organism in Eukaryota, Metazoa, Chordata, Aves, Caprimulgiformes, Caprimulgidae. The transcript is spliced from 10 exons. The record is from RefSeq and is a predicted model, not a curated record. The annotation marks the transcript as partial.
AUGGAUAUUACAAGGGGGAGCUUGGAUAAAAUUUCAAGGCCUGCAACUAGCUCAAGAGCUUAUGCUAAUUGUAGAUCUUUAAAUACAGCUAUGGAGUUAUUAACACCAGAGCCACAUUUGCCAAAGGUUGAUUCACCUGUCAGUUUGGCAGGUAGUCAUCAAAGAGGCAGUCUGGAAGACUGCUGUCCAGAAGAAAAAAAAGGUGAUGAUAGAGAGAAACCUGAUGUCAAGGAAGUAAGAACAGAUCAGCAAACCACAGUGGAGAGUAUGACCUUCUCUCUUCAGAAGUGUGUACUGAAACCCAACGAGUUUUCAGGAUGUAUCUCUAAUUCAGAUUCUGGAGAUGAUAGCACUGAAACACAGACUUUGAAAUUCUGUGAACCUUCCCAAGGAAAACUAAGUAAAACAAAAGCAGCAAACUCUUCCAACUUGGAAUAUUCUGAAGAAACAGAUGUAGACCCUCAGAUUCAAGCAGCUAUAAAGAAAAUGAAAAAACUUGACAGAAUACUGGCAAAAAACCUUUUUAAGGAGAGAGCAAUUAAAAAACAAGGCAAAGAAAUGAGGGCAAAGCUCUGGGAAGAACUUCAGUCUAUCAGAACCACCGGAAGCCAUGAGGAGAUAGAAAACACAAAACAUUUUCUAGCUUUGGUCACAUCAUGGCAGGACACAGCUGAUCCUUCCCAUGCUAAAGAAGAUGAAACAGGUACUUCAGUAUUUUACACACAGAUUAAUCCAGAAGAUUAUGAUUGCUGUAAACCCCAACAUAAUCAGGAUUAUCCAAGUGAAUUAGAAACAAAGGAAUUUCUUAAUCAAGCAGAAAAAACGCAUUGCAAAAGUAAAAACAAGCAGAAUUUCAUUAAAAAGAACAUUGAGCUAGCAAAGGAUUCAGGAAACCAGAUUGUUAUGCUUGAGGGAGAAAGGAGAAGACUAAUGGAACUAUUGAAAGAUACAGAAGAUGGAACUGAAUUGCAAGGACUUGAGGAGGAUGUGUCUGGCUGGCUAGCACCAGGAGAAGGAUACACACCUGAACCAAUGGAAUUUCAUCAGCUAAAUGAGAUAGACACUAAGCUUCAAGUACUAUCUGAUGGAGAUUUUUCUGCAAUUUCCAGUGCUUGCUCAAAACCUUCAAGCCAGAUUUAUCAGGAGUCUCUAGUUUAUGCAAACAGAAGCCCAGAAGCAGUUCCGGGUGAAAAGGUUCUGCGAGACAAUAAGGAACAACGUGAUCAACAAAAUCGUCUCAAAGAAAUAGAUCAUCAGCUGAAAAUCCUAGAGAGAGUUCUU